AUGGAUUCCGGGUUGCAAAUCUUUAAACAUAUCGACUGCCCUGCCGGCGCCAAAUGCACUUCAGUUAGGUGUCUGUUCCGUCAUGCUGGCGACUUGAAUGUGGGCGUCGAGACAAAUGCCAAUGGUGUCUCAAAGGGUGACAGUGCCAAUGAUGGUGCUUCAGGCCCGGUGGCCCCAGCUGCACCGUCACCCGAGGGCCCUUCAUCUAAGCGUUUAAAGACGGGCAACGAAGAAUAUGAUCCUACUGCACCUGUUGUGCCUUUUCUAGACGAGGACACGCUCCCAGAUGAUGGAGAUGUGUUUCCGGACAGCGCAGAGUCUUUGUCAAAACCUACUGUUCCUGCAGCGACAAUCUCCAUUGACACUGUUCCAGCUUUGAAAAGGAAGCACUCGGAGGCAUCGCCAGUAGAAGAUAGUACACAGUCCACGACUCCAACAACGCAAAGGGAUUCCCACAACAACCCUUUCAGCUCAUCGUUUUCAACGCCCAAAUCACAGCAGCAAGCCAACAACAACCCUUUCAGCAUACGAAAGCACUCGCCAGUGAGCACAACACCGGCUCCUGAGACCACAGUUGCCCCUGUACCCAAGCCUAAACCCGCACCGGCACCAAUCAGGAAAGCAGAGGGUCUGAACCCAAGGCACCUCAGGAAUCAACCAGCAACAUUCCAGGUUCGGUGGAAGUUGGUUAAGAUGCUUUACGACCAGUAUACCCGCCUUAACCAAGGCUUGGAGAAAAUUGCCAAGGAUGAUGCUACAAAACGACUUUUGCUCACCGACCAGGAAAUCAUUUGGAUGGCUUUAGAUGAAGAGGAGAACGCUGCAAAAACUAAUGGGUACUCAAACCAACUCAAGAGCAGGAUCACGUCUUGCAAAAAGUUCACCGUGGAGAAAUGGAAAGAAGAACGCACCGAGGUAUUAAGAAAGCAAGAAGCUGCUCUUUCCAAUGACGACAGUACCACAGCUGCAAAAUCCAGCGAACCAGUUGUCAUCGAGACCGGCUUGAGUGGGACUCAGGAGGUCCAACUUGUCAAGGCCAGACUUCUCACCCCUAUUGACGACCUGGCCAAGUAUGGCUAUGUUCCUACCGUCCCUGCCGAGGAAGAAAUUGCCAAGGCCAGGCAAGCUCAAACCGUUUCACAAGGCUGGGAGGUUUGCGACCGGUGCACCAAGCGCUUCCAAGUAUUCCCUGGCCGACGAGAGGAAGACGGAGCUCUCGCCUCGGGCGGCAAAUGUACCCACCAUCCUGGAAAGCUGUACAUGCCCAACAGGCAGUCCGCAGAUCGGUCGAUACCCGAAAGGCAGUACAGAUGCUGCGGUGAGACGGUCGGCCAGUCUGUGGGUUGCACCGUCAAGGACACGCAUGUAUUCAGGCACUCCAACCCCAAGCAGCUCGCCACGCUCUGGAACUUUGUCGAGACGCCGGAGAAUCCCAACGCCCCCAAAGAUAGGGGUGUAUGCUUUGAUUGUGAGAUGGGCUACACAGUCAAGGGAUUUGAAAUGAUACGCUUUACGGCGACAUCGUGGCCCAGCGGUGAAGAACUGAUCGACGUGCUCGUCCGACCAUUUGGAGAAGUCCUCGACCUGAACUCGCAGUACUCGGGCGUCUGGCCUGAAGACAUAGCCAACGCCCGCCCGUUUGCCCUCGCGUCGGACAAGCCACCACCGCCGCAGAAGGCGGGCGAGCGCAAGCGGCUGCAGAUGGUAUCGUCACCUGAAGUCGCGCGAGAUCUCCUCUUCUCCCUCAUCUCACGAGACACGCCGCUGAUUGGACAUGGACUGGAGAAUGAUCUCAACUGCAUGCGCGUCGUCCACCCGGUCAUCGUGGACACUGUUUUGUUGUACCCCCAUAACAGGGGCCUUCCUAUUCGCAACGGCCUGCGCAUGCUGAUGCAGACCAUACUCAAUACGAGGAUUCAGGUAGAACCGGCCGAAGGGCAGCUGGCGGGCCAUGACAGCGCGGAGGACGCCAGGGCUGCCGGUGAUCUUGUGCGAUGGAAGACGAGGAAGGAAUGGUUAAAGAUGAAGCGUGAGGGGUGGACGUUGGUAAACGGGCAAUUUGUGUCACCCACCAAGACCACAGUAGUCUCGUCUCUAGAAGCCUAG
This is a messenger RNA of Pyricularia grisea, 2106 nucleotides long. RefSeq lists its product as uncharacterized. Gene Ontology annotation, cellular component: nucleus. The record is from RefSeq and is a predicted model, not a curated record. The coding region runs from base 1 to 2106 and encodes 701 amino acids. NCBI's taxonomy places the organism in Eukaryota, Fungi, Ascomycota, Sordariomycetes, Magnaporthales, Pyriculariaceae. The transcript has a single exon. Gene Ontology annotation, molecular function: nucleic acid binding; exonuclease activity.